Messenger RNA from Gavia stellata (red-throated loon), 1503 nucleotides. RefSeq names its product cytokine dependent hematopoietic cell linker (gene CLNK). Bases 1 to 1503 code for a protein of 500 amino acids. Gene Ontology annotation, biological process: intracellular signal transduction; cell surface receptor protein tyrosine kinase signaling pathway. The record is from RefSeq and is a predicted model, not a curated record. Lineage: Eukaryota; Metazoa; Chordata; Aves; Gaviiformes; Gaviidae. The transcript is spliced from 18 exons.
AUGAUGCUUAUAUGCCUGCAUCAAAACUGUGACCCUGAAACCCCUGUGACAGCUGAAAGGUCAAAUGACUCUCCCCGCCCUUCCCUUCGGCCCUGCCUGCCUGUGUGCACGUGGCGGGCUGACCCCAGCGGGCAGCGAAGCCCCGCGGAGCCGCUCGGUCCCUUCACCCCACGGGACAGGAGAGAGAUGGAAGAGCAAACAGCUCACAGGAAAACGAUAGUACAUUGCCCAGCAGAUUCAAACAGCAGGAAGACAACUUUGCCAAAAAAUAAAUCUUGCCCAAACAUAUGUGCAGCAAUGAAUCUGGACAUACAUCCAAAAGAAAACAGAAGAACUAUUCCUACUAAUACCUAUCAUUUUAACAAAGAUUUGACAGUGAAGGGCAAGAGUGACUUACAAUCUUCCUCCAAGGAUUCUGAGGAGGAAGAAGGUGAUUAUGAGACUGUACGUUCUUCCACUCUGGAGGCCAUCCAUGCUUUGAGAAUCCUUCCUGCCAAACCUCUACAAGAAUCUGAAUAUGCAGAUAAACGUUGUUUAAGGCCUUCAGGUACCACUUCCCCAACGAACAGCCAGCAUACAUCUCAGCCCCCUCAAUACUCAGCUAAACACACAUCUGUUCUGGAGGGGAGGAGUGUGGCAAGUGUUAGAGGAGAAAGAAUGAAAAUACAUGGACCCCAGGAACCUGUGCCUCCCCCACGGCCUCUGAAAACGCUGCCAAAGCAGUAUCAGCCACUUCCUCCAGAGCCGAAGAUAAGCAGCCAGUUCUUUCACACGAGGAAAACGCUCAGCCAAGCUCAUACCUUUCCAAUAUCAGCAAAAGUCACAAGACAUCUAUCUGUUAAGGAGCUAAACAAAGCACCUGGAAGAGAACAAGCUACAGAUUUGGGGAAGAAACCUGAAAUAUCUUUUCGAGCACAACAGUAUAAACCAAAGCAUCAUCCUGAAGCCAGCCUUCAAUGUAUGCAGAGCUCUAAAACCGUUUGCAGCUCAGGGUCCACAUUAAAUGUAGAGAAUUUGUCAAAGAGGUCACCAUCUCCUACGCCGUACACAGCAUGCAAAAAUAAAUCAAAACAUUCACUUGUAAAACAAGAAAUGCAAUCUCUUACCCAACCCACUGAAAAGGAUUUAAACAAAUAUGAAUGGUACAUUGGAGAAUAUGAUCGCCACGAAGCAGAGAAGGCAUUGUUACAGGAAAACACUGAUGAGACAUUCUUGGUUAGAGAUUGUUCAAAGAAAUCAAACGCUGAACCGUAUGUUUUGGUUGUCUAUUAUGGAAGAAGAGUAUACAACAUUAAAGUACGUUUCCUGGAAGAGAGCAAACAAUACGCACUGGGAACAGGGCUCAGAGGAGAUGAUAAAUUUAAUUCUGUGAAAGAAAUCAUUGACUUCUACAAAUAUGUUCCCAUCACACUCAUUGACGGAAAGGAUAAGUCAGGAAUCCAGAGAGAACAAUGCUACCUUACAUAUCCAUUCAAGUUGCGCAGAAGAUGUUUUCUGCCUUAA